Molecule: messenger RNA, 6308 nt
Organism: Tachysurus vachellii
Lineage: Eukaryota; Metazoa; Chordata; Actinopteri; Siluriformes; Bagridae
Exons: 23
Coding region: 121-6120 (1999 amino acids)
Molecular function (GO): protein binding; zinc ion binding
Source: RefSeq, a predicted model, not a curated record
GAGGAAUCGAAAGUGAAAGUGAUGUGUGGUUAACACCCACAGGACGAGCCUUGGCAGGGCCCAAGCCGUCAGUUUGGUGUAGAGGAUUAACUAGGACACAGUGUGCAAAGCAGCUCAAAUAUGCCGUCGCCGUCUCCGUCUCCGAAUGAGGAUUGGUCAACGUCCAGCACAAUGAGCAAGAGGUUUUUUUCACCCUAUGUAAAUGAGUUCUGUCACAGCUCUCCAGCUCCAAUGUUGGCUUUAGGUCCCACAUCUGACCAGUUGGAUGAAGGCAGUUCAUUUAUAAGCAGGAUGAAUCUGGAGCCAGGCCCCUCCCCCUGUCUGUCUUACAGAAGUGGCCGGUCUAUGGGUGAACCCCCGAAAUUCAGCAAUGAAAACAACUUACACAUCAGGAUGAAACUGGAGCCAGGCCCCUCCCCCUGUCUGUCUUAUAGUAGUGGCCGGUCUAUGGGUGAACCCCCGAAAUUCAGCAAUGAAAACAACUUACACAUCAGGAUGAAACUGGAGCCAGGCCCCUCCCCCUGUCUGUCUUACAGUAGUGACCGGUCUAUGGGUGAACCCCCGAGAUUCAGCAAUGAAAGCAUCUAUCCAUUCAUUAGAACCUGGGAGAAACAAUUCUCUGGGCCUCAGUUUAGUAAGAGGUUUAAAACUCGUCCUACACUAAAGAAAAAUAUGUCACUUCAUAACACGCUGAAGCAGGCUGGGUUCGGACAUGAACUUGCUCAGAGCUACGCUGUACCUGGAGACAUGGCCUGUGAUAUCUGCACUGGGAAGAGGAUGAGGGCGGUAAAGUGGUGCCUGACCUGCAGCGUAGCAUACUGUGAGACCCACGUGAGGCAACACUACACUGUUGUAGCACUGCAGAGACACCAGCUCAGAGACGUGACGGAGGAUCCAGAGACAAGAAUCUGCCACCUGCACUACAGAGCUCUGGAGGUCUUCUGCAAAACGGAUCAGGUCUUCAUUUGUUUUGUCUGUGUGAUGGAGAAACAUAAAGACCACGACAUUGUCCUGGCCAAAGGUGGAAUUCAUGCAGCUGAGGAAAAAUUAUCAGCAAUUCCACACCAGUCAGCAAUCCACUUGGAGAGAAUGCAUAUCCUCAGCUACAUUGAAGAGCUGACAGCGAGAGUCAAGAGCCUAGAGCGAGCCGAGUCCGAGUUGUCUCACCUGUCAAAGCGUUUCUUCAGAGGACUUCAGGAGGCCCAGGAUGUUACCUCAGAGUUUGUUGAAGUUGCUGCGCUGGGUCGCCGGUUGGACCUUGGGAUGUUGUAUGACUGCCGCAGCGAGUCCUUCACCUCUGAUAUCUUUUUGUGGGAAAAGAACCUAUUAUCCUCCAUGAAACUGUCGAUCCCUCGACUGCAGAGUGAUGUGAGGAUUUUAGAUGGAGACUCUCUACAAGACAGACUUACAGCUUUAGACCUGAGUGUUUCUCUGAGGGCAAGUGUCGUAUCAGGGAUGGUUGAGAUCACUGGAGCUUCUGAAUUUAUUAAUCAUCCUGUUCAGUCCCAGCUGCAGGACCGAGUCACUCUGCAUUACAGAACCUCCACCAGACUGGACAUGCUCAGUCACGAACUGCUACACAAGAGAUUUCUGCUCUCGUUAACUGGCUCGACCACAGCGACGCACGUAGUUGUAGCAGUACUGUACGGAUCUCAGGCGUUUUUUGUCUUUGAUAGCAAGAAGAACAGAAGCACUGAAAACACAAACCUGAAAGACGUGUUCACGAAGAUGAUCGCUUCCUCAGAUCACACUGAGCUACUCUCCAGGCUCACUGAAAUAGAAAAAACAGCUUCCUUUAUCGAUGGAGUUGUUCUUCAAAGUUCUGUGGAUACCGUACUUCAGAAUGCAGGAGAAGUUCCUCUUAAAGUCUGGCUCUAUCCUCUGAAGAAUCUGUUCCAAACAUCAGCUUGUGUUGUAAAAGACAUCAGUCAAGAUCAAUUACAUAAAGCAGAGAACGUUCUGGAAAAACUAAAGAUGGACAUUAGCUUUUCUCAAACUCUGAUGUCUGUUGUUGUUGGUCAUGAUGUAUUUACACAGUUUCCAGGUGUAAAGGAUGCUCUGUUUGAGUUUUCUUCACUUCUGCAGCAGUACCAGUCCAUAUUUCAGAGAAAACUGGCCUCCUGUAUUAAGACCAUACGAGACACAACAGCAUUAGAGAAAGAGGAGAAAUUACAAGAUCUUCUAGAUGAAAGCAACCAAUCGCCAUUCGGUUCAGAGUGCAGGCGCCAGUGGCUCCAAAACAAAAACGCUCAAGUUACAGCUUUGAUCCAGUGUAAAUCUGCUAGCAUCAAAAUCCUGAACAAUCAAAAUGACGUACAGCGCUUUGUCCAGGACAGCCAAGCAGACAAAGUGUUGGGUUUCAUUUUUACCUCACUGGAGGGAGAAGAUCCAUUUCUUUCAGCUCUGAGGCAGAAUGAUAAAUCAGUAAACAUUAAGGAAUUGUCCAGAAUUUUGGAUACAAGUCUUGAAAUCCUCUCUGACCUUCGUUCAUUAAUUUUAAAGAAAACCACGAGUGAGAGCAUACAAGAAACCACGUUCAUUGCAGCAUCUGUAACUGAUUUCCGUUUUCCUGCCCCUGCGAUACAUCUUUACCAGUCUGGAGAGUUGGUCAGCCGGAAUGUAAAACUCCACAUAAAACCAAAUCCGUCAGAAAUAAUUACAGUGCAACAGACUCGAGUGACGAUGAAACUGCAAAGUUUAAAAACAAAUACUCAAUAUUGCAGAGUGGAGUACAGAGCAGUGAAGGAAGACAGAAGUCCUAUAGAUAUGAAAUGGAGAGUCAUCUCUUGCACUGGAGAGAACUGUGUGGUUUCGCAUCUUGCACCAGGAACUCAUUACCAACUCCGAUAUUCUCUAAUGGACAGUAAUGAAAUGACAGACUACAGCCAAGUUACAGAGUUCCAGACAGCCUACAGAGACAGACCUGGAGCACCGACAGUGCUGAAGCCGAAUAAAGACUCUCUGUACAUUGCCUGGCAGAGGGCCGAGAGUGAUGAAGACUCCCCUGUGCGCUACUACAUGGUGGAGUAUUUGGAGGCUGGGCUGGAGGGAUGGCAGUCCGUUCAAACCGAAGGGCCUGUGUGUGAGUGCAGAAUAAGUCUUCCAUACAGCACUUGUUACAGAGCCAGAGUCUCUGCUGUCUACAGUAAUGGAGACAUCAGCACUCCAAGCGAUGAAACAAAGGUUCCUGUUCGCGUAUGGUCCAUCGAUCUCUCUAAGAGAAAGGCCUCCAUCUUCCUGGAGGUUCUGCGACAAACAACAAAGAAAUGUGUAAAGCUUCGAGACUGCACAGAUGAAGAGAGCGAAGUGAAGAGUUUUCUUCAAUGUCUGUCCUACAUAUCCCAGCUGAGUGUUGAUCCACCUCAGACUCUGAAAGAAUCACUUAACGCAUGGAGAAAAAAUAUGACGGCGUUCCUUAUAAAUCUUUGUCUGCAAGCAGCGAUCCAUCAGAAAGACAGCAUUCUGGAAACUGUACAGAAAUUGCCUUUACUCUGUUUCAAGACUUAUCGAGAGCAGUCUGCUUUCCUACUGGACCUGUACUCAUGUGUAACAGACUACGAGGCUCGAACGGGCCAGAAGGUCCGAUCAGCCUUACAGGCUGUAUACCAGAAACUUCCAGAAAUCUGGUCUAUAAACCUGUCUGAGAAAAAAGCUUCAUUCUUCCUGGAAGUGCUGAAACUCCAGACGGUGAAGAAAGCAGUAGAGCUAAGAGGAUGGUCAGAGGAAGAGAAUGAAAUUAGGAGCCUACUUCAGUGUCUGCCCUACAUCUCUAAGCUCAGUUUUGUUCCACUCCAUCCUCAAAGAAAAUACCCUCAAGAAAGGAGGAAGAGAGUGAGAAGAUUUCUGCUGGAUUUGUGUUUGCAAGCAGCCCUCCACCAGAACGAGAAGAUUCAGACAAUCGUGGAGAAAUGUUUCAAGACAGACAAAGAAACUUCAGUUUUCCUGCUGCUUUUUUACAAUCAUAUUAGAAGCUAUGAGGCUCUAGAAGGCAGGAACGUCCUUCCAGCCUUACAGUCCGUUUAUAGUUCCCUUCCUAAAAUCUGGUCCAUAAACCUCUCAGAUAAAAAGGCUUCACUUUUCCUGGAAGUGCUGAAACUCCAGCCGGUGAAGAAAGCGGUGGAGCUGACAGGAUGGUCAGAGGAUGAGAGUGAACUGAAGAUCCUGCUUCAGUGUCUGCCCUACAUCUCCCAGCUCAGAUUUGGUUUUGGUCUGCAUGGAAAAAGAAGGCAGAAGACCACCUUGCAGUUUCUGGUGAAGCUGAUCGCUGGAGCCACAGAGCGCAGUGUAGAAACUGGAGAGAACUUCACUGAACUGUUGGUGUCUCUGUGCAGCUUCAGAAACUUCUCAUUUUCUGGAGAAGAUGAGGAAUUUGACAGCGUUGCCCACUGUAACUUACUGCUUGACCUGUACUUGCAUGCGAAGGACUAUGAGUCUGAAACCGGCAGGAGCGUCCUUUCAGCAUUACGCUCAGUUUACGAGUCACUUCCUGAAGUCUGGACCAUUAGCCUGAUGGACAAAAAAGCUUUACUUUUCCUGGAAGUGCUGAAACUCCAGACAGUGAAGAAAGUGGUAGAGCUGACAGGCUGGUCGAACGAGAAGAGGAAAGUGAGAAGCUUUAUUCAGUGUCUUCCUCGCAUUUCCCAGCUCAGGCUGUGCAGUGACAUACUGGUAAAGAUGCCACAAAGAAUGUUAUUGAGGUCUCACACACUUGUGGCCUUUGAGGAGCUUUUGCUCACUGAGAGCAGCACUAAGAAACCAGAGAGAAUGACUGGUAAGAUCCUGACAAGACUGCAGUUCCUUCUGAGACACUGGAAAAUACAGUGUUUGAACCUGACAGAGUACAAGAUGGCAGACGAGUCACUGCUAGACUUACUCAAUCCUCAAGGACCUCUAACAGUCAGAUUCUCUGAAGAGACUCUCCAGAAGCUUGCUACAGUUGUUUAUGAGCUUCAGGAUGAAGACCUUACUCGCCGCUUCCUGCAAAACGUAAGCGGAGACCUGAGUUCCUGCUCUCUGGGCUGGGAUGUGAUUCACUGGUUCUUGCAGCAUCACACCAUCACUGUAGACAUUAGAAAAAGCACCAUUUAUCAGGAAAACCUCCAAGACCUGCUGAUGGUGCUGGACAAAGCUCAACUCAAAGGGUUGAAGUCCAGCUUUGUGCUGUCCGUCAUGAGAAAGCUUUAUGAAACUGGUUCUGCGCACAUCGUCUCCAGCCUGUUGAAUUCAACAGAGAAGUGCAUUAACUUGGAGAACAGACAGCUGAACUCUGUCGACUGUGCUGCACUGCGCUUCACCCUGCAGCACUGCACAGGCGUCUCUCUCAACCUGCUGUGGGCCUCCGUACCAGAAGGGGAGCUACAGAGCAUCGUGCCACUACUCAGCCAUGUCUCCCAUCUCAGGGUUGACCGGCUGCUAUUGCUGAGACUGCUUCACUGCUGCAAUAUUCCUGAGCUCCAGAAGGAGGCAGCAGUUCUUCUCUCUGCUCUACACCACAAGCUGGACUUCUCCUGCCAGGACGCUCUGGACCUCACAGCAGACACGACCACAUUCAGUCUGGUUCUGAGCAGUGAUGACUGCAGGAUCAUUUCCAUGGCUAUCCAGAGAGCUCACAUACACAUUCAGCUCGUUAUUCAGGACUGUGAGAUGGAGGAGGCGGCAGUAGAAGAGCUGUUUCCUGUUCUACACACAGUCACGCUGCACUGCAGUAAAGCUCUGCUGCUCCUAUUCUUGUCCCAUGUGGACCUGGGUUCUGAGAAGGAGCGCGUGAGGCGAGCAAUGGCUCUCUCCCAGGCUUUGAGAGAUAAAGUGGACCUGAGUGAGACCCAGCUGAAUAUGCAGGCCUGCAAAUCACUGGCGCUGGUUCUGGAAUAUUCUGAGGAACUGUCGCAACUGGACCUAAGCCACUGUCAGAUCAGUGACGACCAGCUGGAGCUGCUAAUGCCACAACUACACAAAACGUCCAUUCUCGACCUCAGCAACAAUCACAUUACUGACAUCGCAGCAAGAAACAUCUACAACGUCCUCUCAAUAAAUAGCAAUGUUCAGACUGUGUGUCUCUUUAACAACAGAAUCUCGGACCCCUCACUGUUUCUCCAGGACAAGCGCUUUGAGAUUUGGUGAUCAACUCUAAGCGAGUAGCAAAUAAUUGUCUGUCAUUUUCAAUUUUCUGUAAGACAAUUAAAUGAUAACAAUUUGUAUGUUAUAUUUAUCUAUUCAGAAAAUAAAUUCAGAAUACAUAAACAUUAGUGUUUAAUGUAUAUUUUAAUAUCUGAAAACAAUAAAAACAAAUAAAUAAAAAAGUAAUUUGU